Lentinula edodes (shiitake mushroom) is the source of this 837-nucleotide messenger RNA. RefSeq lists its product as uncharacterized. Lineage: Eukaryota; Fungi; Basidiomycota; Agaricomycetes; Agaricales; Omphalotaceae. The record is from RefSeq and is a predicted model, not a curated record. The transcript has 4 exons. Bases 1 to 837 code for a protein of 278 amino acids.
AUGGAUCCCUAUCGUAACUUUGACCAUCGUCCUCUAUGUGCUGAUCAUAAGGAGAUGCUUCCACCUCCCGUCGUAGCAGCUGCCGCCGACCACACUCCGAUCGCUCCAUCGAGUGGGCCAGUACGCACUCAGAAAGACACACUCAGAGUAUCGCCCUACAGCAGUCCUUCUCCUGAACCACAGCCGCGCCGACAGCAUACAGCUGUAUUGCCCUCACCUUCGUCGCUCUCUAUCGAAUCGCUUUCCAGCGAACUCGAAUACGACUCCGACAGAGAACGGAUUGCACGUCUACGAAACACUCAGCGAUACAGUGGCGAUCAUGGCAAAGCGACUCAAGGAUCUGACAACAUUCAGGCGGAAAGAGAAUCUCGUUCACGCAAGAGUGUAACCUUCUCCGCGGAACCCACGAGAAGGCGCAGUCCACCUGCCCUUGUUUUCGAGGAUGACUCCGAUGAUGAUUUUCUGAUACCAAAACCUCCUGGUGAGGUAGGAAGGCCUGGUCGCGGCGGAUACUCUCUCUUUGAAGUCUUGGGAUGGCCCAAGAAGAAGUACGAUAAAGUCAAGAAAUACAUCAACACCCUUGUUGAGGACCAUCUGGAAUGCGAGCUUCCUAUGAGCGAACAAUCGGUGGCAAAUGUAAAAAGGGUUCGACAACAGGCCGUCGAAAAGUACAUAUUCCUGAAGGAAUACAGCGGGCUCUGGGCCGUCGAUGACUUCAUUCGGAACCAUCUGAAAUACCAGAAGUGUGUUCUCAAGAAGGAGAAGCUAGAGAAAAUUGUAGCCGAAGCUCGACCUGCUGAGAAGAAGGAUACGAGAUCUCGAGCUAGUGGGAAGUGA